CGCGGCGGCGCCGAUGCUGUCGGUGCCGGUGGCGGGCGCGGCGCGGGGCGCGGGCUCCCUGCCCCGCCGGCGCACCAUGUGCAGCGGCGUCGGCUGCUUCUGGGCGCUGCUCUCUGCCGGCCUCCUGGCUGCCUGCGCCGCCGCCUUCCUCUCCCCGGCCUGGCUCCUGCCGCCCGGCCGCGCCGCCGCCGGCUUUGGCUUGCUCUGGCGCUGCACCGGGCCGCCCCGCAGCUGUCACGGCUCCACCGGCCCCGGCGGCUUCGGAGACAUCCCCUCGGGCUCCUGGCAGACAAGUGCCGUGCUGUGUGCAGGUGGCUGUGCCCUGCUGGCCCUCAGCUCACUGCUGGCCAUCGUCGCUGUCCUGCUGCCUGGUGGAGCCUGUGAGAAGAGAGUCUGCACCCUAGCUGGCUACAUGCAGACAGCAGCAGUGUUCAUAAUGGCUUCUGGGCUUUUGGUUUACCCUUUUGGUUUCAACUCUGCUACUGUGAAGAGAUUCUGUGAGAAUUCAGACAUCUACUAUGCAGGAGACUGCCAGAUUGGAUGGGGGUAUAUGCUGGCAAUUGUUGGGGUCAUGUUGUCUGUCUUUUUACCAUUCUUUGCAAAAUAUGCACCAAAAGAGCACAUAUCUCCAACUCCAAUACCUACUAUUUUAUAGUAUUUUAUUACUGUUUAAGAACAGAACAUUCCUGUCUACAGGCAAUGGGCAGAAAUUCUUAUAGCACUUCCAUUUAGCUGUAUUGCUAAAGAGAAAAAAGGAGAUGGGGAAGAGAAGGUCAGAAUCACAAAGACCAAAAGUGCAUUGAUAGUCUUCCGUAAGUAUGAGCAGCGAACACUCUGGAAUUGAAGAUUAAUCAGCAGCUUUUAUACUGCUCUAAACAUACAGUGGCAUAAUGCCUUAGACAAAACCAAUCUGUUUAUCCUCAAAACAUCUGUCUACCUCCCAGUUUCUUUUGUGUCUCAAACUUGUAAGUCUUUUAAAAGUUUCAGUUCACUUUUUAUAUAUUAUUGUCAAAACUUUUAUGAACCCAGUAAUUUUAAAGUCAGUAAUGAUAUUUUGUUACAAUUAUUUUGAUUAGUGAAAAAGCACCUGCUAGGAGCCACGGCCUAAAAUUAAGCUGAAUAUCUAAAAGGAAUUGUAUACAAGAAAAAGAUUUCUUUUUAAUCUAUGUAUAUUACUAGAACCUGCAUAUUGCAAGUUGUCAGCACACUUUUUAAUACUUAUCUAAUAUUCAAGAUAUAGUCAUCUUCAUGAAGACCUGCAUAAAAUUUAAUUACAUUUUUUCAGAGAGAGAUAUCUGACUACUUCCAAAGGCUUCAUGAUGGUUUAAUAGUUUAACAAUAGGGAAAAAGAAUUUGUUUUCUGUAUUUCUUAAAUUAUCAUUUAGGUGAACUUUACAAAAUUAUUUGAACUAUUGUAACUGAAGAUUUGGGGUUUUGUUGUAUGCUUCUUAAGGCUGAAAAGAAAAAUCUGUUUAUGAAAAUGCCCGACGGCCCUUAUGUGUAAUGAAAAUACAAGCCAGAAUGAACUAGAUUCUAAUAUUUCCAUUUCUAUUAAGAGCCCACUAUUGUAAAAAACAACCCCAAAAGUGAAAUGCUACUGAACAUGAUUAAUAAGAAUCUCAUGCUGUGUCAGAAUCUGUAAAUGGCCAUAUUUCAUGAGUUUGUAUGUGAAUUUUGUGAAGUUUGAUUUUCACAAUAGCACUGAAUUCAUUACUAUCAAGCACUGAAAUAAGUGCACUUGAUUGCCUUAAGCAAAAGAAACAUUGGGUUCUAAUCUCACCCCACUGUUAGGUUUUUCAUUUAAAUUAAAAUCGAAUUCUAGUUCUAUGUUCAUUAUUUUCUAUUAUUUA
Pezoporus occidentalis (night parrot) is the source of this 1850-nucleotide messenger RNA. It is a transcript of the gene LHFPL7, whose product is annotated as LHFPL tetraspan subfamily member 7. The transcript is spliced from 3 exons. The coding region runs from base 14 to 655 and encodes 213 amino acids. NCBI's taxonomy places the organism in Eukaryota, Metazoa, Chordata, Aves, Psittaciformes, Psittacidae. Gene Ontology annotation, cellular component: membrane. The record is from RefSeq and is a predicted model, not a curated record.